This is a messenger RNA of Cryptomeria japonica (Japanese cedar), 2142 nucleotides long. RefSeq names its product wax ester synthase/diacylglycerol acyltransferase 11. Gene Ontology annotation, biological process: triglyceride biosynthetic process. The transcript is spliced from 6 exons. The record is from RefSeq and is a predicted model, not a curated record. Bases 415 to 1905 code for a protein of 496 amino acids. Lineage: Eukaryota; Viridiplantae; Streptophyta; Pinopsida; Cupressales; Cupressaceae. Gene Ontology annotation, molecular function: long-chain-alcohol O-fatty-acyltransferase activity; diacylglycerol O-acyltransferase activity. Gene Ontology annotation, cellular component: plasma membrane.
AAGAUGAAAUAUGUCAUUAUUGAACUACCCUAUUCCCAUUGGAAAAUUCUACCCAAUCCUGAAGUUACGAGUUACAAUCCUGGACUAACCAAUAGAUCGAGGCCAACUUCUGUUUAAAUUAUGUGAGCUUCGGUCCACGCGUUACAGGGUGCAACAGAGACUAGAGAUCCUAUCAUGUCUAGGUGCAAUAAAUUUCACAUGCCGGCUGUACAGAAUCAACAAAUACCAUUUAAACCAUACUAGAAAUGAACCCAAUCGUUCACUCCCUUUUAAAGGUCAGCUACAAAUGGAUCUGUUUAUUUGGUAACUGUCCAUUCAAUGGGAUUGUGAAUCACUUGUUUGGAGUGAACGGCAACACCGCAUAUAGGUUUCCUCGUAGCAUAAUAUAAGAAACGCAGAUGGAGAAAACAGAGCAUGGAGGAGUUGAAGCAAAGCAGAGCAGAACCAAUGGCCCAACAUACAUUGGGGUUGAAGCACAUUAAGGUAAAAACAGAUGAUUUUCAUGAAGAAGGAGAGGAACCCUUGUCUCCUUAUGGAGCCAUAUUUUGUAAUCCUUUGUUGGAUGCUUACAUCUUGAUUAUAAUGGGCUUAAAUAAACCAGUUCAUGUGCCCUCCAUGAAAACAGCUCUGCAAUCAGUUCUCAGCAAACAUAAGCGGUUUUCUAGCACAGUGACAGAAUCUGAUUGGGGGAAUCGGAAAUGGGUGAGGAAGGAAUUUGAUAUAGAUGAGCAUAUCAAAGAAGUAGAGUUGAGUGAGAAGUACAGAGAGAGUGCUGAUUUUGUGGAGAAGUUUACAGCCUCCCUGGCCACUGCUUCACCGCCUGAACCCUCCAUUCCUCUAUGGCAAAUCUAUGUAUUAAAUUACAGAUCAGCAGAGGCAGAAGCCAGCGUAGUUUUUAAAAUCCAUCACUGUAUAGGAGAUUGUGUGUCUCUUAUGUCCCUCUUUUUGGAUUGCACCAGACAAACCUCAUGUCCAGAGUCCAUGCCCACCAUACGAUCUCUGCAGAAAGGAAACAACAGUCCUCCGUGGACCUUGACUGCCACUCUGCAAAAAAUGUGGACCGUGAUAUUUUCUUUGUGGUGUACUGCGUUGACUUUGCUACAUGCUUUUGCAACUCUCCUGUGGUUUAAAGAUGGCAGAAUGGUUAGAGGACGCCAAAACCUAUCCUCUCAUCCCAGGCGUCUUGCUCAUGUUACAGUGGAUCUUAAGGACAUUGCCAUUGUCAAGAAGGCUAUUAAUGGGACAGUGAAUGAUGUUGUCGCUGGAAUGCUUUCGGCUGGAUUCGUGAGAUAUUUCAACCGCUUACGUUCCAAAGAUGGAGAACAUUCCAAAACUCCACGGAUUCGAGCACUUGUUCCAGUGAAUAUCAGAUCAUCAGGAGGACUCCAUAAGAUGGAAGAGAUGAUGAAGAAUGGUAAGAAAGCGAGGUGGGGCAAUGCAUUUGGCAUGUGGAUUCUCCCCAUUGAGGUAAAGCAGCAACAACAAUAUCUCGAGUAUUGCAGGCUGGCGAAGGAUCAGUCUGAUAUGAAGAAGGCAUCUUUCGAAGCGCCAUUCACCCACUCCUUUGUAGACUUGUUGCUUCGCCUCUUUGGAUGGCAGGCACCUGCUGCCGUCACAUUGAGAAUGUUGUAUAACACUACGCUUGUGUUUUCAAAUGUAUUAGGUCCACUCGAACAAGUUCAGCUCCUUGACAAUCCAGUUUCUCACAUAGUUACUACAGUCUCUGGUCUGCCCCAGGGAUUAGUUGUGCAUUUCCAAAGCUAUGCAGGAAAAGCAAAGUUCAUAGCAAUGGCUGCUGAUAAGAUUUUUUCAGAGCCUGAUAAACUGUGCAUGGAUUGUGCUUAUGGUCUCUCCCAAAUGAAAAAGGAGGCUCUUCUUCUGAAUGACAAUACCAGCAAUAACUGAUGUACCAUCAUCAUAUACUAUCUACUAUCUCAUACGGUCGUCUUAUUUGUACUGUCCUGCAACAAAAUAUUUGCAGUUGCCAACCUUUUUUAUCUCCUAUUUUAAAAAGGAACUACAAGUUCAACAGCAGGAGAUGCCACCUUGUGUUGUAGGUAAGCUAUAUUUAAGUAAAAGAGAAAAGUACAAUAAGCCCACAUAAUCAAUCUCAAUGUUAAAUUUGUUAGGUUUUCACAUGUC